GCCACUGAAUGGCGUUGAAAUGCAUCCGCUACACGACCACUCUCUCGACCACUCUCGACUUCGACAGUCUCGACCACUGUUCCCCGUUGAUCAUUCCGAUUUCUGAAUCGAGAAAUGAGCUCCCGCGGAAAAUUGGAGACCGAGAAGUUGAGGAACAAUUUGGAGGCACAAUUGGACAGGCUCGUACAACAAUUGGAAGACAUAGAAGAGAAUCGGUAAUUUCGUUUCGCGGAACGAAUUUCGAUCGUCCUUUCGCGUUCUCUCACGUUCUCGCGUUCGACAGGAGUCUCUUGGACGCGGCUGGUUACGAGGAAGCUGUGCGACUCACCAAGGACGAUCUACAAGAAUUUAACGAGAGUCUACAGAGGAUGAUAACCGGCGAUACGACGUUGGUCGAUCAAUUGGGCGCGAUACAAUUGGCUACUCGAGCUGCGAUCGGUGAUACCUUCAAGACUCCUGCUGUCAUCCGAAUGUUUGGCAAACGAGAGACGUCGCGGCUUAGAGAACGUUUGAAUCGUAUCGACUGCGAUGCGAAACUAGGGAGACUGACCGAGGAAGCUGCCGAUCGUCAACGUGCAGAGGUGCUGAGUGCGUUGAGACAACUCGGGGACAAGUUGGAGCCUCGCGAACUCCGGCUCUUGGAGAGACUGACGUUCAGUACUAUCGACGCGACCAGCUAUGUCCGAGUAGAGACAGAGAGCACUGACGGAGGUAGAAUGGCCAUGGCAGCGGUAGGCGAUGAAGUCAGAACUCGAGAUACUUGAUUCUCCGCGAGCUACCAACGUGAAUUAUUCUCCACUUUUCGUGGGAUCUAUUCGCGUGGAACGUGAGAACGAACGUGGCGACAAGUACGAACCGGUGAGAAUGAUCGUUGACUGGUGAAACGACCGAGACUGAUAAUUUUUUAGUGCGAGUUCGAUUUUAUUCGCAAGACUGUACGGUAAUCGGUAAAUAUAUGAUACACUGUGACGUCUUCGAUGUA
Molecule: messenger RNA, 982 nt
Organism: Ceratina calcarata
Lineage: Eukaryota; Metazoa; Arthropoda; Insecta; Hymenoptera; Apidae
Product: protein LZIC
Exons: 2
Coding region: 9-764 (251 amino acids)
Molecular function (GO): beta-catenin binding
Source: RefSeq, a predicted model, not a curated record